AUGGCGACCAGGCACAACCAGCAGAACGCGGCUGCCGCUCCGCAGCCGGCGGCCAACAGAGGUGCCGCAGGGAAGCAGAAGGGCGCCGCCGCCGGCCGCCCCGGUGCGGGAGGAAACAGGCGGGUGCUCGGGGACAUCGGCAACGUCGUCCACGCCCACGUCCUCGAUGGCAAGAUCCAGCUGCCGGCGGGGAUCAAUCGCCCAAUCACCCGGAGCUUCGGUGCCCAGCUCUUGAAGAAGGCGCAGGCCGAGCCAUCCAAGAAUGCCGUAGCUGUUCCUCCAGCAGAGCGGGCCGGCCUGAAGCCGGUGGCCAAGAAGGUCCCUGUCAAGCCCGCCGCCGCCCCUCGCCCUGAGCCGGCCGCCGCCAAGAUCGUCACCGGUUCCGACGAAAUCAGGAAGCCGUCUGAGGUCUCUGCCCCCAAGACCUCGAGGAAGAAGGUCGUCCACACCCUCACGACUGUGCUCAACCAUCGGUCGAAGGAGGCCUCGAUAGAUGACAUCGACAAGCUGGACGGUGACAACGAGCUGGCCGUCGUGGACUACAUCGACGACAUCUACAAGUACUAUAAGGAGGCACAGCACGAGUGGCGGCCGAUAGAUUACAUGGGCAGCCAGACUGAGGUCAACCCCAAGAUGAGGGCUAUCCUGAUAGAUUGGCUAGUGGAAGUGACCCACAAGUUCGAGCUCAUGCCCGAGAGCAUGUACCUGACGAUCUACGUGAUCGAUCGCUUCCUGUCCCUGCAGGCGGUGCCGCGGCGGGAGCUGCAGCUCGUCGGCAUGGCGGCCAUGCUCAUCGCCUGCAAAUAUGAGGAGAUCUGGGCGCCCGAGGUAAACGACUUUAUAUCCAUCGCCGAUAACUCCUACUCGAGGCAGCAGAUCCUGUCAAUGGAGAAGAAUAUCUUGAACAGCAUGGCGUGGAACCUCACCGUCCCCACCCCGUACGUCUUCCUGGUGCGGUUCGCCAAGGCCGCCGGGAGCGACAAGGAGCUCGAAAACAUGAUCUUCUUCUUCGCCGAGUUGGCGCUCAUGGAGUACGGGCUGGUCACCGUGCGCCCCUCGCUGGUGGCAGCUUCUGCCGUGUACGCUGCCCGGUGCACGCUGAAAAGAAGCCCCAUCUGGACGGAAACCCUCAAGCACCACACCGGAUUCGCUGAACCGCAGCUCCUGGAGCCUGCAAAGAUGCUGGUCAUGGCACACGCAGCUGCUCCGGACAGCAAGCUCAAGGCCAUCUACAAGAAGUACUCCUGUGAGCAGUACGGGCGUGUGUCCCUGCGCGCCCCAGCAGUGGCCGCUCCUCAGCGCCUGGCCUAG
Molecule: messenger RNA, 1311 nt
Organism: Triticum turgidum subsp. durum (durum wheat)
Lineage: Eukaryota; Viridiplantae; Streptophyta; Magnoliopsida; Poales; Poaceae
Source: the annotation of a GenBank genome assembly